This is a messenger RNA of Canis lupus familiaris (dog), 2651 nucleotides long. RefSeq names its product MCL1 apoptosis regulator, BCL2 family member (gene MCL1). Gene Ontology annotation, biological process: release of cytochrome c from mitochondria; positive regulation of apoptotic process; intrinsic apoptotic signaling pathway in response to DNA damage. Lineage: Eukaryota; Metazoa; Chordata; Mammalia; Carnivora; Canidae. The record is from RefSeq and is marked validated. Gene Ontology annotation, cellular component: mitochondrial outer membrane. Gene Ontology annotation, molecular function: channel activity; protein heterodimerization activity; protein homodimerization activity.
UCAACUGAGGAGUCGGGGCCAUCCCCAUUUUUCUCACUCAGGAGGCGGCGGCGGCGGCGGCGGCGGCGGCGGCAGGAGCUUGCGAUGUUCGGCCUCAAGAGAAACGCAGUAAUCGGACUCAACCUCUACUGUGGGGGGGCCGGGCUGGGGGCCGGCAGCGGCGGCGCCUCCUCUUCGGGAGGGCGGCUUUUGGCUUCGGGGAAGGAGGCCACGACCAGACGGGAGGGAGGGGGAGGGGAAGCCGGUGCGGUGAUUGGCGGAAGCGCCGGCGCAAGUCCCCCGACCACUCUGGCGCCGGACGCCCGGAGGGUCGCGCGGCCCUCACCCAUUGGCGCUGAGGGCCCCAACGUCAGCGCGACCCCCCCGAGGCUGCUGCUGCUCGCGCCCCCCUGCCGCGCGUCGCCGCCUGAAGAGAUGGAAGGCCCGGCCGCCGACGCCAUCAUGUCGCCCGAAGAGGAGCUAGACGGGUACGAGCCGGAACCUUUGGGGAAGCGGCCGGCGGUCCUGCCUCUGCUGGAGCUGGUGGGGGAGGCCAGCAUUGGCCCCGGCAUGGACGGCUCGCUACCCUCGACGCCACCCCCGGCGGAGGAGGAGGAAGAUGAGUUGUACCGGCAGUCCCUGGAGAUUAUCUCUCGGUACCUUCGGGAACAGGCCACAGGCGCCAAGGACGCGAAACCACUGGGCGGGUCUCGGGCGGCCAGCCGGAAGGCGUUAGAGACCCUCCGGCGAGUCGGGGACGGGGUACAGCGCAACCACGAGACAGCCUUCCAAGGCAUGCUUCGGAAACUGGACAUCAAAAACGAAGACGAUGUCAAAUCGUUGUCUCGAGUGAUUGUCCAUGUUUUCAGUGACGGAGUAACAAACUGGGGCAGGAUUGUGACUCUUAUUUCCUUUGGUGCCUUUGUGGCCAAACACUUGAAGAGUAUAAACCAAGAAAGCUGCAUCGAACCAUUAGCAGAAAGCAUCACAGAUGUUCUCGUAAGGACGAAACGAGACUGGCUAGUCAAACAAAGAGGCUGGGAUGGGUUUGUGGAGUUCUUCCAUGUAGAGGACCUAGAAGGUGGCAUCAGAAAUGUGCUGCUGGCUUUUGCAGGUGUUGCUGGAGUAGGAGCUGGUUUGGCAUAUCUAAUAAGAUAGCCUUUUAAGUGCAAUAAUUAACUUUUAAACAACCCCAGGCACCAAAACCACAUAUGACUGCUGUGAAAUCAAAUGUAUUUAUGAAGUUGGACUUUGAGCUGUCCAGGCUGUAACCUCGGAGAGUUCUACUCUAGCAACGUAGAAAAGCAAGUGGCAAGAGGAUUAUGGCUAACAGGAAUAAAUACAUGGGAGAAGUAGUCCCCCUUGAAGAGUCACUGUCUAAAAGAAGCAGAGCUCAGUUUCAGCAACAGGCAAACUUGGGGAGGCCAUGGAGGAGGACUUUUAGAUUUAGUAAAGUUGGUAGGGUUGAAGAGACUUAAUUUUCUUGUCUAGAACAGGAGAGUGGCCAGUAGCCAGGCUAGUCAUAGAGUCCAUUAAAUAUGUCCACUGAAUUCAUUAACUUCCCAUAUAGUGUUAAAAGAGAAGCACUAACAAUGGCAUUGAUCUGUAUGAAAUGGAUUUAAGCUACAGGUGAUAGAACUAUGACUAGAAGCCGCAGUACUGUACAACAGUGUGAAGGAAAGCUUUUUCUCUGUAAUUAGCUUUCCCAAGUAUACUUCUUGAAAGUCCAAGUGCUCAGGACGUUUUUACCUGUUCUACUUUGGCUUGGUUUGAGUGGUUUAGUUUAUUAGCCUAGUAAUGGCCAACAAUACUUGACUUAGGGUCAAUAAUUACAAUUGCAAAUGUGGGAAUAGCCUCAAUUUUUAAGGCAAAAACAAAUUGUAAAUGUAUUUGUCUGUAAAAAUUGUGUAUAUUUUUACAGAAAGUCUAUUUCUUUGAAAUGUAAAGGGAUGAAGAGUCUCAAAAUAUAUUAGUUUUUUUUUCAUGCCCGUUUGAAAUUUACAACUUCUGUAGUUAGGAAUCUAUUUCUUACAGCUUUUCUAAAUUUUGUCCUGGUCAGUUCUAGAUUGUAUACAGAACCAAUUGAUGUAAUUGUAUGCAACUUGGUUGUAGUGGAACAAUUCCAAUUCAUAACUAUGCAGACUUUUUAAUUUUCCUAUCUGAUUGGUAAGUAUUCUUUAGUGGUUUUGGGUGUUUUGUUUUGUUUUAAACCUGGGAUUGAGAAGUUGAUGAAUGGAAAUUCAUCCUUUAACUUCAUUACAUGUGGGUUUACAAUAAUUGAGUCAAGGUGAAGUUUGAAGUUUGGGGGCAGGGGGCGUGUGUGGGUUGAUAACUUAAAAAAAUAAUGGGCUCUGAUUGGGCAGCUACUCAUUUGAGUUCCUUCCAUUUGACCUAAUUUAACUGGUGAAAUUUAAAUUGAGUUUAUGAGCUCAUCUUCAAAACUUUUGCUAGAAGAUUUUCAGCUGUUCCAAAUGGGACUUACUAACAGUAUGUAUAUAAAAAGAUCACAUCAGUGGAUGAGAGACAUUUGAUCCCUUGUUUGCUUAAUAAAUUGUAAAAUGAUGGCUUGGAAAAGCAGGCUUAUAGUCUAACCAUGGUGCUAUUAUUAGGCUUGCUUGUUAAACACAGGUCUAAGCCUAGUAUAUCAAUAAAACAAAUACUUAUUUCAUUUG